This is a messenger RNA of Haemonchus placei, 591 nucleotides long. NCBI's taxonomy places the organism in Eukaryota, Metazoa, Nematoda, Chromadorea, Rhabditida, Trichostrongylidae. The record is from the annotation of a GenBank genome assembly.
AUGAUGGCAAAUCCCUAUACGUGUGAAGUCCAAUUGGACGAACUGAGUCCGGAUCACGCCAUUAUUGAUUUCGCUUACAUAUCCGAGGAGAAUUUCGUUCUUGUUGUCCUUCUAGCGUCAAGCGGCGAUGUGCAGACAUAUUGCGAAGUUGCAAACGACAAGCCUCGACGGAGUUUGACACAGAGGCUUUCCCUCUACCAUCAAUACGUUGAACCUGUCUCUGUUUGUUUGGGGCCAGAAGCAACGUUCGUCGUUUUUGGUCUAGCUGAUGGAAAUAUACUCCUCACUCCAAUCAAAACAUUAAUGGAUGUGCCAUGGGGAAGCUCACGUUGGUUACCAGAACAUACGUCAAUUCUCGUACCACUUCCUAACGCAAGAACGGAUCAGUGCCUUGUCACCCCUACGUGUAUGCGAUGUUUCGUAACGAGGAAUCCGCCUCGUCCUCUGCUAGUUUUUGCUAACAAGGUAUUUUAUUCACUUAUCGGGUUCCUGGUGUUUAAUAUGUAUUAUGAGCGAAAGACCCAAAGAUCGGUUUCAUCUCCAUGCAUUCUAAGGGUAUCUUGCUUCUCGAAGCGAUCAUUCGAUGCGUAG